Messenger RNA from Acromyrmex echinatior (Panamanian leafcutter ant), 2062 nucleotides. Its product is annotated as UDP-glycosyltransferase UGT5. The record is from RefSeq and is a predicted model, not a curated record. Gene Ontology annotation, molecular function: UDP-glycosyltransferase activity. NCBI's taxonomy places the organism in Eukaryota, Metazoa, Arthropoda, Insecta, Hymenoptera, Formicidae.
AAAAGAAAUUUUUCUUGCUUGGUUUUCUAUGAUACUUUUGUUUAUUUUUUUACUUUAACUUCUUCACAAAAAUUAGACCAAUCUCUCGACGUUUCACACACAACAUUUCACCAAACUGAUAAUACACGUAAUACUUCCCUCUAAACUUUUACUCUGAACUAUAUAUCCUUGAAAGACGAAUUUGUGAGUGAAAGUGGAAUCCUUGAAAGGAAUAUUAAAACGCUGAUUUAUAUAGAGAGAGAAAGAGAGAGAGAGAGAGAGAGAGAGAGAAAGCAAUAAAAAAAGGAAGAAAAGAGAGACGGGGCAACUUAUUUAUUUCAGGCAUGCGCACUCCAUUUUGACCAACAUAAAAUCAAAAGAGUUACGCUAUUAUAUAUACUAUGUCAUUACGUAAUGAGACAAUUAAUAUAAUAAAAUCUGUUGAUUGUAGCAUGAAGACAAGAGGAAAUACACCAAAAUAUACUGAGGCAUUUAAUCUUGAGAUUUGAUUUAAAGACUAGAAGACUUUCAAGUUGCCACAACAAUGUCGAGUUAUUUCAUUUUGUCGCUCCACCUUGUGUGUUGUAUUUUAAUCCUCGUGACAACAUCGAAAGCAUUAUCAAUUUUAUUAAUAGAGCCUUUUCCAUCGCCCAGCCAUCAUGUCUGGACGACAAAUUUGAUUAAAGAAUUGCUUCGAAAAGGCCAUCAUGUACAUGUAAUAAGCACACAUGAGACUAAAAUCAAAGAUAAACUUGCGCAGAACUUGACGUACGAUGUAUUCGAUGGUUUGAUGAAAGCAAUAGAAGAAUCUGAAGAGGAUUAUAAUCCGGUUGAAUGGGAACAGUAUAGCGCACUCUAUAUGAUGUAUUCUACAUAUCAAUGGGGAAUUCAUGCAUGUGACACAGUGAUAAAAACUAAAGAAGCGAAAAAGCUAUUGGAAAUGAUCAAGACUGUCGAGUUUGAUAUUAUAUUACAGGAUAUUACAUUAACUGAAUGUUUAUACGGAUUGUGGGGGAUUGCAAAAGGUAAACCACCCAUAGUAGGAUAUAUUCCGUAUAGCCCUGCACCUUGGCUCAAAGAUCUUAUCGGAGGUCCAAGUUAUCCAACUGUUCGGUCUUAUGCAUAUUUAUCAAUUGUGAAACCUAUUGGUUUGUGGCAGAAAACAUGGAAUGCUGUAUGUUUUACUGUUGAUGAUUUCAUACGACAUUACUAUUACUUGCCUAUUAUGCAACGGCUUGCUGAGAAAUACGUAGGCCAUACAAUUAGACCAUUACAUGAAAUAGAAAAAAACGAUAUUGAUAUUGUACUACUCAAUAGUCAUCCUGCAUUCGAGUAUGGGAUUCCAUUGUCUCCGAAUAUUUUGGAGAUUGCAGGACUAAAUGCUCAGGACGUAAAACCGAUUGAUGGCGAAAUAGUCGUAACAUAUCCCGAGGAUAUGCGCGCAUUCCUUGAUGGAGCAAAAAAUGGAGUCAUCAUAAUAUCGUUAGGAACAAACGUAAAGUGGAAGUUUAUCGGAUUAGACAAAAUUAAGUUUGUUUUAUUGGCUCUAUCGAAAAUAAAACAACGAGUAUUAUGGAAACUAGAUAUUGAAGUGCCUUUUGAAAUACCGGACAAUUUGAUGAUUGUAAAAUGGAUGCCACAAAGCGAAGUUUUAUCUCAUAAAAAUGUCAGAGCAAUUUGGACUCAUGGUGGUCUUCUCAGUGCACAGGAAGCCAUUUGGAAAGGUGUACCAAUGAUUGUAAUGCCUUUCUAUAUAGACCAAAAGUUAAAUGCACAAAGAUUAAUAGCUAAGGAUGUGGGAAUAUACUUAGAUAUUAAAACAUUGUCCACGCAUACUGUAUUACAUGCAGUUGAAGAAAUACUUUACAAUGAAAGAUAUACAAGAAAUAUGAAGCAAUUAUCUAGUGAAUUCCGAGAUCGACCGAUACCGCCGUUAGAUUUAGCUAUUUGGGGCAUUGAAUAUGCAGUCCGACAUCCAAAUGGGACUUUAGUAACUCCACUUAGAUAUCAAAGCUGGAUGGAACAAAAUUUAAUCGACGUUUAUGCAUUUUUAUUCUUUAAUUUUAUUGUAAUAUUGUUAAGU